AUGAGCCUUACAGACUAUGCAAAUAAAAAUGUUAUACCGGAGCAUGCAUUAUGGGACGGUUCGCUGAAUAUGUGCAAAGCUCUGCACAGCAAAUCAUUAAUACAUCGAGAUGUCAAAGCUGAUAACAUCUUGCUGUCUGGAAACUACUUUAAACUGGCGGACUUUGGAACAUUAUUUGAUUUAAAUACGGUAAGUAACCAAAAAUACGAUGGAGCCAAAUUACCCAUACUCUCCACGGGAGAGUUGGAGCAUGAAUGCACGAGUGGAAUCUAUCUUAAAAGGGAUGGAUUAGAGGCUUGUCAAAUGAGCCUUACAGACAUGGUAUACAUGAGAAUGCAUUAUGGGACGGUUUACUGGAUAUGUGCAAAGCUUUGCACCAUCUGCACAGCAAAUCAUUAA
Molecule: messenger RNA, 399 nt
Organism: Diabrotica virgifera virgifera (western corn rootworm)
Lineage: Eukaryota; Metazoa; Arthropoda; Insecta; Coleoptera; Chrysomelidae
Exons: 1
Coding region: 1-399 (132 amino acids)
Biological process (GO): protein phosphorylation
Molecular function (GO): protein kinase activity; ATP binding
Source: RefSeq, a predicted model, not a curated record